GCAGCCCCUGAGCUGGAGGGAUGGAGAACUCCUCCGCUGCGUCUGCCUCAUCCGAGGCUGGGAGCAGCCGCUCCCAGGAGAUCGAGGAGCUGGAGCGCUUCAUUGACAGCUACGUGCUCGAGUACCAGGUGCAGGGGCUGCUGGCCGAUAAGACAGAGGGGGACGGCGAGAGCGAGCAGACGCAGUCGCACAUCUCCCAGUGGACAACAGACUGCAGUGAGCAGCUGGACAGCAGCUGUUCCUUCUCCCGAGGCCGAGCUCCCCCGCAGCAGAAUGGCAGCAAAGACAACUCUCUGGACAUGCUGGGCACGGAUAUCUGGGCAGCCAACACCUUUGAUUCCUUCAGUGGUGCCACCUGGGACCUGCAGCCCGAAAAGCUAGACUUCACCCAGUUCCACCGGAAGCUGAGACAUACGCCCAAGCAGCCCCUGCCACAUAUCGACCGGGAAGGGUGUGGAAAAGGGAAGCUAGAAGACGGGGAUAGCAUCAACCUGAACGACAUCGAGAAGGUUCUUCCAGCCUGGCAGGGCUACCACCCGAUGCCCCACGAAGUGGAGAUCGCCCACACGAAGAAGUUGUUCCGACGGAGGAGAAAUGACCGGAGACGGCAGCAGAGACCCCCAGGAGGAAACAAGCCCCAGCAGCAUGGUGACCACCAGCCAGGCAGUGCCAAACACAACAGGGACCACCAGAAAUCCUACCAGGGGGGCUCGGCGCCCCACCCCUCAGGGAGGCCCACCCACCAUGGCUACAGCCAGAACCGACGCUGGCACCAUAGCAACAUGAAGCACCCCCCAGGAGACAAGGGGGAGGCAGGCGCCCACCGCAAUGCCAAAGAGACCGUGACCAUGGAGAGUUCCAAACUGGAGGACGCCCUAGGGGACACUGGGCACAGCUGCCUCGAACCCCCCUGCAGCCCUGAUGCGCUUGCCCCAGUGGCUUCUGAGAGGCUGCCCCUGCAGCAGUCAGGGGGUCCGGAGGCCGAGACAAAGCGUAAAGACAGUAUUAUUCCCGAGCGCAUCGGGGAGCGGCCCAAAAUUACCCUGCUCCAAUCUUCCAAAGACAGGCUGCGGCGAAGGCUGAAAGAAAAGGUACCGGACGAAGUGGCCGUGGAGACCACCAGCCCUCAGCAGAACAAGAUGGACAAGUUGAUCGAGAUCCUGAACAGCAUGCGAAACAACAGCAGCGACGUGGACACCAAGCUCAGCACCUUCAUGGAGGAGGCCCAGAACUCGACCAACUCUGAGGAGAUGCUGGGAGAGAUCGUCCGGACCAUCUACCAGAAGGCCGUGUCUGACCGCAGCUUUGCCUUCACGGCCGCCAAACUCUGCGACAAGAUGGCCCUCUUCAUGGUGGAGGGGACCAAGUUCCGGAGCCUGCUUCUCAACAUGCUUCAGAAGGACUUCACCGUGCGGGAAGAGCUUCAGCAGCAGGACGUGGAACGCUGGCUCGGCUUCAUCACCUUCCUGUGUGAGGUGUUCGGCACCAUGCGCAGCAGCACGGGCGAGCCCUUCCGCGUGCUCGUCUGCCCCAUCUACACCUGCCUCAGGGAGCUCUUGCAGUCUCAGGAUGUGAAGGAAGACGCCGUCCUGUGCUGCUCGAUGGAGCUGCAGAGCACAGGCCGGCUGCUGGAGGAGCAGCUGCCUGAGAUGAUGACCGAGCUCCUGGCCAGCGCCCGCGACAAGAUGCUCUGCCCCUCAGAGUCGAUGCUGACCCGGUCGCUGCUUCUGGAGGUCAUCGAGCUCCAUGCCAACAGCUGGAACCCUCUGACGCCCCCCAUCACGCAGUACUACAACAGAACCAUCCAGAAACUGACAGCCUGACAGCCAGGGGGCCUGGCGGGCGGCCCGCGGGCAGCUGGGGCCCUGGUACCCAGGGCCAGAUGGACAGGCGGGAGGACAGGGGUGGCCCUGGCGGGAGAACGAAGUGGGGAGGGAAGCAGUCAGAGCCGGUGGCCAGGCUGGAGCCAGACAGGGAAGGAGGAGGGCCCCUCGUCCGAGCCCCCCCAGCCCCACGCAUGCAGCAGCUCACACCAAUAAGGGAAGCAUGUUUCUUUCUCAUGGUGGCCCCGGUCGCCCCUCCCCACUCCCGCUCCUCCCCGCCCCCUCCCGCCAGCCGCGUCCCCCGCAGGGCUUUGUGGGAAGGGUUUCAUCUCCGUGAC
Messenger RNA from Mustela lutreola (European mink), 2161 nucleotides. It is a transcript of the gene CTIF, whose product is annotated as cap binding complex dependent translation initiation factor. NCBI's taxonomy places the organism in Eukaryota, Metazoa, Chordata, Mammalia, Carnivora, Mustelidae. Bases 21 to 1823 code for a protein of 600 amino acids. Gene Ontology annotation, cellular component: cytosol. Gene Ontology annotation, molecular function: protein binding; RNA binding; translation activator activity. The record is from RefSeq and is a predicted model, not a curated record. Gene Ontology annotation, biological process: regulation of translational initiation. The transcript is spliced from 11 exons.